Messenger RNA from Sciurus carolinensis (gray squirrel), 3384 nucleotides. RefSeq names its product interleukin 10 receptor subunit alpha (gene Il10ra). The record is from RefSeq and is a predicted model, not a curated record. Gene Ontology annotation, molecular function: protein binding. The transcript has 7 exons. NCBI's taxonomy places the organism in Eukaryota, Metazoa, Chordata, Mammalia, Rodentia, Sciuridae. The coding region runs from base 67 to 1806 and encodes 579 amino acids.
UCGGGCGGAGUUGCGGCAGGAGGGACCCAGGCGGACUUCAGCUCCAGAGGAUGCGGCUCUCCCAGAAUGCUGUCGCGCCUGGUAGUGCCUCUGACGGCGAUCCUCAGCCUGUGCCAUGGCUUCAGUGAGCACGGAACAGAACUUCCCAGCCCUCCAUCUGUGUGGUUUGAAGCAGAAUUUUUCCAGCACAUCCUCCACUGGACACCCAUCCCUAAUCAGUCCAAAAGCACCUACUAUGAAGUGGCACUCCUGGAGUACGGAAGGGAGCCCUGGAGAGACAUCCCCAGCUGCAGGCGUGCCCUGGAGUCCUCCUGUGAUCUCACCACAGCCACCCUGGACCUGUACCACAACAACGGUUACCGGGCCAAAGUCCGGGCAGUAGAUGGCAGCCGGCACUCCAACUGGACCUCCACCCAAAGCCGCUUCUCUGUGGAUGAAGUGACCCUGACAGUUGAAAGCGUGAAGCUAGAGAUGCAGGAGGGCUCUAUUCUUGGGACUAUCCAGCCCCCCAGGCCCCAGAUGGCCCCUGAAGGCAACACGUAUGAAAAGAUCUUCAGACACUUCCGCCAGUAUGAGAUUGCCAUCCGCAAGGUGCCAGGAAACUUAACGUUCAUAAUCAAGAAGGUCAGACAUGAAAAUUUCAGCCUCCCAGCCUCAGGAGAGGUGGGAAAGUUCUGUGUCAUGGUGAAGCCAUCUGUGAUCUCCCGAACUAACAAAGGGACCUGGUCAGAGGAGCAGUGCAUCGUCCUUUCCAAGCAGUAUUUCACUGUGACCAACCUCAGCAUCUUCACCUCUGUCCUACUGCUCUGUGGAGCCCUGGCCUACUGUCUGGCCCUCCAGCUGUAUUUGCGACACCGGAGGAAGCUGCCUUCUGUCCUGGUCUUCAAGAAGCCCAGCCCCAUCAUCCCUGUCAGCCAGCUUCCCUACCCAGAGAUGCAAGACACCAUCCAUUCCCUCAUCGAGGAAGCCUUCCCAAAGGUGUCCCCAGAGCUAAGGAACUCAGACCUGCAUGGCAGCACGGACAGUGGCUUUGGCAGUGCCAAGCCAUCCCUGCAGACUGAAGAGCUCCAGUUUCUCCUCCCUGCCCCCCAACCCCAGGCCUGUGGGGCUCUGGGAAAGGGGGUGCCCACAGAGCUACAGGACAGCUGCAGUAAUGGCAGCCACAGCAGCACAGACAGUGGGAUCUGCUUACAGGUGCUCAACUACGGCCCUGGUCCGGGCCCCACCUGGGAGCAGCAGGUGGAGAAAGCUAGCCAGGGCCAGGAUGACAGUGGCAUUGGCCUAGUCCACAACUCUGAGGGGCAGCCAGGGGAUGCCCAGAGUGGCUCCACCUUGGGCCCUGUCAGUCUCCCGAGGCCUGAGGUGCUUGAGGAGGAAGACCCAGCAGAAGUGGCAUUCCCGGGCUACCUGAAACAGACCAGAUGCACAGGAGAGAAGGCAGCCGCAGCAGGCUGCCUGGAGGAAGAGGCACACUUGACAGGUGACCUUGGCCCUCAGUUCAGGACGUACCCAGAUGCUGAGGCAGAUUGGCCUCCACCAGCUUUGGCCAAGGGCUACGUGAAACAGGAUCCUCCCGGAGUAACUGUGGCUCCCUCAGGUUCCCCCACUGGACAGUGGAACCAACUGCCUGAGGAAGGUCCAUUCCUGGAUUUGACCAGCUGUGGUGACCUGGGAACAUCAGACUGGAGUUUUAUCCAUGAUCUUGCCCCUCUGGACUGCGUGGCAGCCUCAGGUGGUCUCCUGGGCAGCUUUGACUCGGACAUGGUCGCCUUGCCACUGAUCUCCAGCCUGUACUCAAGUGAGUGACUUGGCUCAGGGAAGCUUUUGAUUUCAGCCAUGCCUGCGCCUUUGCCUGGACCAGGAGGAGGAGUCCCAGGGAUCGAAAGUGAAACGUGAGGCCAGUCUGGGCAUUCUUCUUCAAGCCCACGGGGGCCAGACCUCGACAGGCCCUGCAGGACACGAGGAGACCAUCUCGCUGGAGUAGCACAGGGCGCAUGUCUGGCGUUGGCCUGUUUCACUAAAUAGGGUCCUGCAGAUUUUGACAGAGCGAAGGACAGGGCAGAGACCUCCCACUCCUUGCGACGCUUUCCUGUACUUUAAAGCGUUCUGUGCUCAGGGGAACCUCAGGGUUUUCUGGAGUCUAGUGCGGCAGCCAGGCUGAAGUCAGCUCAGGCCCGAAUGCCUCCUUCAAGCUCACCAGGCAUCAGAGCCUCCUGCAGGCUGGAGUACUAAGAAAAUGGACUUUCAGGGACUCGCCGCAGGGUCAUUGCUGGGGGAGAAGGCAGGAGCAGAGGCCGAGGUUGACCUCUAGAGUGGUCUCAUGGAGAAGCUCCGCCACAGGGAGUUGUCUGUAUUGAUCAGAGCAUAGAUGUUCAGGUGGCCUCUGGGCUUGGGCACCACCUCACAAGGGCACCAGAGAGACAGGGCUAGGACUUGCACCUGUGCUUGCUGCUGAUGUCUAACUCCAGGCCCAGAGGUCAGGGCACUGGGCUGGGAUCCUUCAGUCAUGUGAUCUUGGGCCAGUCAAUUCUCAGAGGGCUUCAGUUUCCCCAUGGGCAAAAUAGGGACUCAGUCUUUAGAGGGUCCCUAUAUUGGAUGUUAGCCAAGCUGGCCGUGGGGGUGACAUUUCAGACCCUAUUCAACUCUGCUCUGGGAGGAAGUAGACUCUGGAACCCAUCUUCCCAGAAUCAGCUUCCUGUUCACUGCAAGGGCUAACAGUUCUAGCAGGAGUCUGUGGGAUCAUGCUCAGAGAACUGCUCAUCUCUGGGGUCCAGCGGGGUAGGUGUGGGCCCUGCUCCCCUACUGUCCAUUCAAAAUCUCUCUUCAAAUAAAGGCAUUUGACAGUCCCCAGACAAGAAUGUGAGAAGAACAGGCCUGUGCAUGCCUUCCAAGUCACCUCUUGGCCCUGCAUUUUUCUAUGACAUUCUGAAGACAGGCCUUCUGGCCCAGGGAACCCAGCCAUGGCCCCUGCCACUCUGCUAAGAAGCUCCUAGGUGCCAAUCUGAUAACCGAAUCAGAGCAACAUGCUUAGGAGAGGCUUUCUCAGGGUUUCCUUGGCAGCUUAUUUAUUUAUUUUGCUCCUUUAUUUAUUGAAGAGGCAGCAUAGGACAGGGGAAGAAUCCUGGGUGUCUCAGCAGCCAUGGAGUUCUAGUUCUGAUACCAUUGCUUCUAACCGUGUGAACUUGGGCAAGUCACUUUUCCCCUGUGAGCCUCACAGUUUUCUUGUCUGUAAAACUACAGAAGAAUGCCGGGCUUGUCUAAUUCCCAGGGAAUUCAGGGGACAUGAGGUUCCCCUGAGUAAAUGGGCAUGUGCCUGGAACAUGGAGCUCUAUGAAUGAGGGAAUGUACGGUUUUUAUUCCAAUAAAUGGUCUAGACCACGGCGA